AUGGCUCUCAUUGUUUCAGAGAAACCUCUUGACAUAGGAAUGUCGGCCAUCACCAUCAUGCUCGGGAUUUGGCAGUAUAUAUGUAUGGCGUUGGGGAGCCAGGGCACAAUCGGGGGUGGUUAUCCAAAUCGGGGGUUUGAAUAUGCAGCGGAGCACGCAAUCAACCGGGAGAACAGUUACCCAAUCAUCGGUAGGAACCAACCAUGCAAAGGCAAAUUGGAAAGAAAUCCUUAUGUGCAGAUAAGUGGUUACAUGAAAAUACCACCAAAUAAUGAAAAAUAUUGUGUUAAGGCUUUUGUGGCUGAACAGCCGACUGUAGCCGGAAUGGAGGUCGCCGAGACAUUUUACAUUGAUUACAAAUAUGGUAUCUACACCGAUAAAAAUAGAGAAUGUGGAAUAUUACCGAUGGAUAACCGUACCUACCAUGCUGUUACAAUCGUAGGGAAUAGGACAGAAGAUGACACAAACUACUGGUUAGUGAAGAAUUCUUUGAGGCUCUGA
Molecule: messenger RNA, 501 nt
Organism: Rosa rugosa (rugosa rose)
Lineage: Eukaryota; Viridiplantae; Streptophyta; Magnoliopsida; Rosales; Rosaceae
Product: actinidain-like
Exons: 1
Coding region: 1-501 (166 amino acids)
Cellular component (GO): lysosome
Molecular function (GO): cysteine-type endopeptidase activity
Source: RefSeq, a predicted model, not a curated record